This is a messenger RNA of Dipodomys ordii (Ord's kangaroo rat), 1273 nucleotides long. It is a transcript of the gene Tmem126a, whose product is annotated as transmembrane protein 126A. Gene Ontology annotation, biological process: mitochondrial respiratory chain complex I assembly. NCBI's taxonomy places the organism in Eukaryota, Metazoa, Chordata, Mammalia, Rodentia, Heteromyidae. The coding region runs from base 203 to 793 and encodes 196 amino acids. The transcript is spliced from 5 exons. Gene Ontology annotation, cellular component: mitochondrion. The record is from RefSeq and is a predicted model, not a curated record.
GGAAAAGAGAUGAAGAAGAAACGUGUGGCGACAUAGUCCACCGGCGAUCAGGAAUGAAACGAGGGAGGAGGGGAGGUGGACCCACCGUGCUGGCUGACCCUCUGUUCUCCAUUCUAGAAGGAAAGACCUUGUAUUUAAGUGACUGGAUUUAAUCCCAAGGAUAACUGCAUUUAAAGGGUAACCAGGCCAGAUUCAGUUCAAGAUGGAUCAUAAACCAGAUGAUACUCUCAAGGAAAACUUAGUUUUUGAUAUCAUAACCAGAAAAAUUAACCAACUUCCAGAAGCAGAUAGGAAUGUCCUUGAAUAUGGAUCAACAUACGUUGGACUUAAUGCUGCUUUUUGUGGUCUAAUAGCUAAUAGUCUUUUUCGACGUGUCUUGAAUGUUACAAAGGCUCCAGUGGCAUCUGGCUUACCAAUGGCAGUGAUCCCAUUUUUGACAGCUACUGUGGCUUACAAAGGUUUUGUAAGUUUACCUUUGAGUACAGGUGAUUUGAGUUGUGAAACCUGUACUGUGACACGGGGUGGACUGAUUGGUUUAGUUGUGGGUAGUCUGUACCCUAUUAUCUUGGCUAUUCCUGUAAAUGGUGGUCUAGCAGCCAGGUAUGGAUCAGCACUGCUACCAGAUAAAGCAAACAUCUUAACUUACUGGAUCAGGAUUUCUAAGCCUGUCUUUAGAAAAAUGUUAUUUCCCAUUUUACUUCAGACUACAUUUGCAGCAUACCUUGGAUCUAGACAGUAUAAACUACUCAUAAAGGCUCUUCAGUUACCUGAGCCUGACCUAAAAAUGACUUAAAACAAAUAAAUUGGUGAAAAUAGCCUGUCUCUGUUAAAAAUACAAAGAUUUUAAGUUAUCAAACGAAGUGUAUAUAAUUCUGUGACCCUACAACAAAAGUACUACACAGGGCAACACAGUAAGUAGUAAGGACUACCCAAGGCAAACAGGAGGCCUGGUGAUGUAAAUGAAUGGCAGAGCACUAAGUGAGGCAAGCAUAAACAAACAAACAAAAAAAAACACUGAUUUCUCUGGUUUGCCCAAUAGUGUCUCUCCGUUUCAUCCACUUCUUCACAUUAAGUACCUAUCUCAUCUGAAACACUGUAUAAGACUUAAGCCGUCUCUCUUGAAGCCUCCAUCAAUAAAAGAACUGUUCUUUAUAAUUUCACGGGCUUGAGCUUUGUGCUAAUAAGCCAAUAAACCCUCUGUAUUCCAACAUUCAUACGUAUAUGUAGUCUAACAUAGCACUUGGAAUUCAUAUUUACUGCUCCUGAUUUUGCU